AUGACCCGGCCUACUCAAAUGAAAAAUGACAAGACGCAAUGGAUAAUUUAUGUAGGCGGAUCCGCCACUCAAAAUGGGUGUGGUGCAGGCAUCAUCUGCGAAUCACCAGAAGGAGACAUAUAUGAGUAUGCCAUGUGUUUCAAAUUCCAAGUGUCAAAUAAUGAGGCCGAAUACGAAGCAUUAAUAUGUGGGAUCCAAAUGAGCAAGGCGGCAGGAGCAGAAGAAAUUUUGGCCUUAUCCGAUUCUCAGCUGAUUGUCAGUCAAGUAAAUGGAGAAUAUGAAGCAAAGGAUGACGCCAUGAUAAAAUAUUUGGAAAUCGUCCGUCAAGAGAUACAGCCACUAACAAGUUUUGAGGUACAGCGUAUACCCCGGGCUGAGAACAACAAAGAAGACGCCUUGUCCAAAUUCGCCAGCUCCGCGUCCUGCGACACCCCACGGCAUGUGUUCUGGGAGGUGAAACAAAGUAAAAGCAUUGAUGUCAUAAAAACGGCUGUCCUGGACCGGACGCCUACUUGGAUGGAUGACAUAGUCAACUACAAAAUGAACGGGAUACUUCCAGAGGAUCCUAAACAGGCGGAGAAGCUGCAAAAGAAAUGCUCUUGGUUUGAGAUGUGGAACGGGACCUUAUACAAGAAAGUCUUUUCUCGGCCCCUUCUCCGUUGUGUAACCCCAGGAAGUUUUGGAAGACCUACAUCAAGGGUUAUGCAGCUUUCACAUAGGAGGAAGGGCUUUGGAAGAAAAAUCUCUAAGGACUGGCUAACACCUAUCACUAGUCCCAUACCAUUUGCUGAAUGGGGAAUGGAUUUGUUGGGCCCUUACACCAUGGCACCAGGUGGGGUACGCUAUGUCAUAGUAGUUGUUGACUACUUCACCAAAUGGGUGGAAGCUGAAGCCCUGAAAAACGCUAAGGCACAGGAUGUGAGAGCUUUCAUUUGGAAAAACAUCAUCACUCGAUUAGGCGUCCCCCAAUCUAUUGUCUUUGAUAACGGGCCACAAUUCAAAACACCCAAGUUGGAAGGUUGGUUGGCCGACCACGGCAUCACAACCUAUUUUACGUCUGUCGACUGUCCCCAAGCCAAUGGGCAGGUUGAGGCAUUCAACAAGACCAUUUCUGAAGGGAUGAAGAAAAAACUAGACGAAGCUAAAGGAUUGUGGGCAGACGAGUUACCCAAUGUCUUCUGGUGA
Molecule: messenger RNA, 1185 nt
Organism: Spinacia oleracea (spinach)
Lineage: Eukaryota; Viridiplantae; Streptophyta; Magnoliopsida; Caryophyllales; Amaranthaceae
Exons: 2
Coding region: 1-1185 (394 amino acids)
Biological process (GO): DNA integration
Molecular function (GO): RNA-DNA hybrid ribonuclease activity; nucleic acid binding
Source: RefSeq, a predicted model, not a curated record